Microthlaspi erraticum is the source of this 996-nucleotide messenger RNA. The record is from the annotation of a GenBank genome assembly. Lineage: Eukaryota; Viridiplantae; Streptophyta; Magnoliopsida; Brassicales; Brassicaceae.
AUGCCGCAGCAUGACCAUCAACUAUCUACUUCCGGGUUUGGAAAAACGUAUUCUUUUGAUCAAAUGAGCUUUGCAGACGUGACGCAGUUUGCAGACUUCUGUCCGGGAGUGGCGCUGAACCAGACUUCUAACCAUGACGAUCAAGAAACCGGGAUCGACCCGAUUUAUUUCUUGAAGUUCCCUGUCUUGAACGAAAACAUAGAGUACCAUAACCAAACGCAACAUCUAAUGUUUUCUCAAGUAGGUAGCGACUGUGGAGGAAACAUAUCCAGCGGUUUUCUUGAGGAGAAAGAUAUUCAAGACGUAGACAACGACAAUUACGCCGUGAAAAUCCGUUCUACUGGAGGAGAAGAACAAGAAAAUAGAGAGAACAAGAAUGUUGCGACAAAAGAGGUGAAGAUCAACAAGAGGAAGAGAGCUAGAAGAAUCAAGACCAGCGAAGAAGUGGAAAGCCAACGAAUGAUUCAUAUCGCGGUCGAGAGGAACCGUAGGAAGCAAAUGAACGAGCAUCUACGUGUCAUCAGGUCCCUCCUGCCUGGCUCCUACGUUAAAAGGGGAGACCAAGCAUCGAUCAUAGGAGGAGUAAUAGAGUUUGUAAGAGAUCUCGAGCAACUCCAACAAUGUCUGGAAUCACAGAAGCGUGAGAGAGUCCUGGGAGAUAUGACCUCGCCAAAAAAUUCUUCUUCUUCACCCAUAACUGCGGUAACUCAACCGCUCACUAUUACCGGAAAUGUAACCGAGCUAGAGGUUGGAGGAGGGCUUUGGGAGGAGACGGCGGAGAACAAGUCGUGUUUUGCUGACGUGGAGGUAAAACUUAGAGGGUGUGACGCCAUGAUCAAGAUACUUUCAAGAAGAAGACCAGGACAACUGAUCAAGACCAUAGCUGCUUUGGAGGAUCUUGAUCUCUCGAUUCUUCACACUAACGUCACUACCAUGGAACAAACCGUCCUCUACUCCUUCAAUGUCAAGGUAAGUUUCACUUGCUUAAUUGUAUAA